This is a messenger RNA of Scylla paramamosain (green mud crab), 11911 nucleotides long. RefSeq lists its product as uncharacterized. Gene Ontology annotation, cellular component: endosome membrane. Bases 134 to 4630 code for a protein of 1498 amino acids. The record is from RefSeq and is a predicted model, not a curated record. Gene Ontology annotation, molecular function: kinesin binding. Gene Ontology annotation, biological process: Golgi organization; lysosome localization; regulation of protein localization. The transcript has 17 exons. NCBI's taxonomy places the organism in Eukaryota, Metazoa, Arthropoda, Malacostraca, Decapoda, Portunidae.
AAAGGCAGGCCAGUCAGCUGAGGAGCGUGGUGGAGGGAGUGUGUGCCACGAAAGGAUGUAACCAUUCCCGUCCACCUAUGUUGGCCAGCCUCAGUCUCCUGGCUCUGAUGUGCGCUGAGUGCUUGGAGUGGCAAUGACAACUAUCAGGGGAGGCGUGAAGGACCGCAUCAUCCAUGAAAUCGGGAGAGCCAUCAAGCAGGCUCAGCUGGAAUGGUGUGGCGUUGGGUGUGUGAGAGCAUGCACAGGGCGGUGGCUGGUGCUAAGUCUCGAUGCCGCCCUCCUCCAUGGCCUUCGCUCCCUUGGCCACGGCUACUGGCCUGUGGUUUCUACAUUGCUUGACCGACCCUCCCUGAGCACCAUCACCUCCCUCCCCUAUGCCACCAAGCCACUCACCAGAGGUCGGUCCUGGAUCUGUCUCUGCCUCAAUGAAGGGCAGCUUGAGAACUACAUACAUGUGCUCACAUCCCACACUGGGCUGCUGGCUGCCCACUAUGAGGCUCAUGGCUUGCUGCGGGACCCCCACCGUGCCCACCUCCUGCUCAUGCUCACAGCUGGCCUGGAGCACCUCAAGUUUGCUAUACCCAUGGAUGUGCCCGGAUGGAUGCAGGCAGAGGGGAGCCUUGGCAGCUCCUCUGGAACAAGUAUGAACUCAAUGAGCAUUUCCCUGACCAGCAUGGGCUCCUCCCUUCCCUCCCCUUCACUGCAGGACCCCCUUGAUCUGGAUACCACAUGUUCUGAAGCUCUUGAGGAGAAUUGGCUUUCUGUUGAAGGAGAGGCUCCGGUCUCUUAUCCAACAUGUGAGGACUUGGAUACAUCCAUUCACAUUGAACACAUUCCCAAGGUGUCAAGAAGAAAGAGACAGAGUAGGUCCUCCUCGCAGAACUCUUCAGGUGGCACCACACCUGUCACUUCCACACCUGUCAGCUCAGAGAGGAAGAAGGAACAUGAACUCCAAGGGAGCACUGGAGGCUCUCUUGGUGGUGGGGCAAAUGUACCACUGGAUGAUAGGACUGAAGCACCUCGGUCUGGUGGGGAAAACUGUGAUAAUUAUUGUAAGGAAGGUGAUAGUGCUGCAAGAAACAAAGAAAAUACAAAAGGCUGUUCUAGACUUACGGCAGAUAAUGUACAGACACAAGGUUGUGGGGAAAAAUUUACAUCAGUGGAUGAUACCCAGUCAAGUCAUGUGGAGACAAAGAGCACCAAGGAAAGUAAAUGUGGAGGACAAGAGAAUGACCACACUAGAGUAGAACCCAAGGUUGUCCUUCGGCAGAAUGUGUCCUCCACCAAGAACAGUGAGAAGCGGGUCUCUUUCACAGACACCUUGGAGACCGAGUCAAACAACAAAACCAUGCACAAACGACUAAGUUUGUGCAGCAGCUCAGGGAAAGGCAUGGAGAUCCGGGACCUGAGUGACCUGAAGGAGCUACUGUCCAGCCUCAAGGUUCAGGGGAUGCUGCCCAUGACUCUGUCCUUGGAUGAACUUUUCUCUUCCUUUGACCAGUCCAGUCCUGUAUUGAGUGAGCGAGCUCCUCCAGAAGGCCAGGAAGACCCUCCAUUGCACCAAUCCAUCACCAGCCUUUUCCAGAACAAUAACAAUAACAACAGUGUCAGUGAUGACAGUAACAACAACAAUGCCAGUGAUGUGCCCACAGGGGAGGCCUUGGACAGUGAGCAGGAAAAGAAAGCAACACAAGAGAGAGAGCCUCAGGUUGGCUGUUUCUCCCAUCACAGUGAUAUCAUUGAUGGGGUACGGUGGGAAGAGCUGACUAAGAUAGGCCAGGAGAUGCUGAAGGAAGGAUGCCAGGAAGAUGGAAAGAUAGGAAAAGAGGCACUAAUAUCCCGGAUAUACCAAGAUUACAAGGCAGGUGACUUGCAGAGACCAACAGGCACAAGACCGAAAAGAAGACAGGACUAUCUUAACCAAAGUGACAUUCAGACGUGGCAGACAGGCAGCAAAAACUCCAGCCUGCAGAGGUUUCCCAAGCGAAGAGGCUGCUACUCCAAGACACAUCAUGCAAAUUUGGCUGACCGGAGGCGGCUGUACAAACAGUUCUAUAAGGAAGAAAAGAGAUGGCCCAGUCUUCAUAUUCCUGCUAAAGUGGACCCAUCUGCUUUCAAGGAAGAGGAGGAGCAACUUGCUCUUGAAGUAGCACAGGGCCAGUCUAACCUCACACUUCCAGGGACUCAGGUGGAUCCCUUGAGUAAACAAAGGUUCAGUAAUCAUCUGUUUACUUCUGAAGAGGAAAAAUUUUAUAGGAUGUUCAGCUUGAGAGAAGGCCACAGUACAGGACAGAGCGUUGGGGUACAAGUAGUUCUAUCUUCUCAUGCUCUCUAUGUUGUUGCACCGCUGCCAAGAGGAGCAAAGCCUCGCCACACUCUGAAAUACACAGACAUCCACACUAUCAUCGUGGGAGCAAAUGAUCUCUGGGUUUGUGUCCUGAGUAAGGAAGCAAUGCGGAAAGAUUUCUCUGUUACGGGAGUGUUUCCUGGUGUCCAGCUGGAGGUUGGAGAUCCUGAUGUUACUCAUAGCCUUAUGAAUUCCUUGGAGCUUGCCAUCCGGCGCCAUUUCCUCUCAGGAAAGCUAGGUAUGAGACCAAUGCCAGCUCCACCAUUGGAGAAAGACUUGAAACCUUCCACAAGGAAAGGCUUUCUUCAAGAAUUCACUAGGGAGUGUGUUGAUAACUUCUCCAAUUCCCUCUUAGAGGAAUCCCUCCUUAAUGCAUGGGAUUCUAGGAAAUCUGUUGAUGUUAGUCAGGAGUCCUCUGAGAGUAGUGAAGCAUCCCCCGCAGUUACUCCAGGAUCUGCCCAUUCUAGUCAAGAGUCAACUGAUGCCAGCCAGUUAUCAACAGACAUCAGUGAUAUGUCCAAUGACACCAGUCAGUCUGAGGCAAGCCACACAUCUGGUGAGCUAAGCAGAGCAUCAUCUGAUGCUAGUCAAAUAUCCAAUGAUAUUAGUCAUUUAUCAUCAGACGUCAUUCUAGGUUCCACAGACUCAAGUCGACAUGCUUCAGACUUAAGUAAUUCAUUAUCAGAUGAAACUCCCACUUCAUCAGACAUGGUCCAGUCACUGUCAAGUAUCAGUGAUGCAUCUCUGAACAUGAGCCAAACCUCUGGGCAUGAGGAACCCGAGUCCUGCGACACAAGCCAGAGGUCUGGGGGCACCAUCAAGGGGUCCACUGAGAUGGAGCACACUCAUCCUGUGGAGUUGGAGCUGCAGAAGCAAAACCAAUUUUAUUCCUUUGUUGGAGGAUACUCUCGCUGGAAUGGAGCUUAUCUAGAGCAGAGCCUCCCAGCAGUGGUGGUGCAUCCUGCCUGGGAACUGUCAGGACUCAGCAGGUGGCUGAAGUCAAGGCUUCGUCUCCAGGAGUCUCCUGAAGUGGUUGGUUACUGGCUGGUGGACUGGGAGGAUGGCAGCAGCCUUGGGGGAGGUGACUCAGUGUAUGGCCCUCUUGGUCCCACCAAGGAAGGCUCCCUUAUGUUUAAGCCUCCUGGCCUUCUGAUGCCCUGGAGGCCUGCCUAUUUCAUACUCAAAGCUGGAGUGCUGUACCAGUUCAAUGAUGCUCGGGAGAGGCUGCCCCAUAUGAUAGUGGAGGUGGUGCAGUGUGUUGGGUGUGUGCGUCUCUCCUCAAGUCAGCGACCACAUGCCUUCCAGCUGCUGAGGAAGAAAGAAGCUCCCUUAAUGUUGGCAGCCUCUGAUGAACACCAGGCCUCCCUGUGGCUCCAGGCUUUCCUCACCAUCAUCAACAGUGGUGUGCGAGACAUCAGCGAAAGGACACAGAUGCCGUGCCGUGUGGUCCUGCUGGAGUCUGGGGUGUUGUUGGCACAGCAGUCAGAUCUGUUCCUUGGGCCACCCCCUAAGCCUGAUUCCAAUAGCAGUGAGAAAGACAGCUCUGUUACCACCUCUCAGCAGCUUCUUGAUUCUUCUCCCAGCUCACAGCCUCCUCAGGUUCAGCUCCCUACUGAAAAGAAAGAACCAGACAAACCAAAGAACAUGCACCUUCUUCACAUCAAAGAACGUAAACCCCUAAGCUCUUCUUUAACCUCCUUGAACCAUGUCAGUGGCACAUCAUCAGUUCCUGGUAGUCCUGUUCGCCGCAUUUCUCGUGGGGAGAAGUGUUUGUCUCCAGCACGCAAAAGUCUUCAUCUCCGCCAGAACAGUCUCUCAAGACUUCUGGACUUGGAAGCAGCUAGUGAGAGGCAACAUAACAUUGAAAAACCACCACCACCAUCUCCUCAGAGGAAGUUAUCGAUACAGAACAUCCCAGUUGAGAAAAUGAGAGAGGAAGAAAAACUCCACCAUACUGAAAGCUUUAGAUACACUGGAGAAGUGAAGGUUUUGACAAUAAGUGCGCUGGAGCAUUUGUCUUCUGUCUCAAUCUAUGCUGAAUGCCCCACUACUUGCCUCUUGGAGUUUGAGUGCAGUGAAGCUGGAGAGAUUUCCGGAGACUGGGCACUUUACUUCCGCUCCAGAGGACAGCUGCAACAGUUCCUGGCUUCAUUGGCCAACACCUGGCAGUCCUGCUCUGAGGUUGAGUUUCCCCUGCGGCGGGUGGAAGAUGCAGGUGUCCAGCAGUUCCUCUUGGAAGGUUCACAGAUAUCCAGCAAUGGAUGGUCUCUCCUGCAUUUGUAAGGCUGUGGUGUGUGGAGGCCACUCACCAUUACUCCAGGAAGGGAAGCCUUGAUGUGCAUCCUGCUUACAUCCACUGACACCGAGGUGGAGGUGGCUGUUUGUGGGCUUGUGGGAUUUUUUUAUUUAUUUUUUUUUCCCUCUUAAUAAUUGAGUAUAGUCAGAUGUGUUAAGAAAUUUCUGAAAACUAGAUGAUUGUAAGAUAUACAUUAAUACUCAUCAACUUAAAAGAGUGUAUCUUGUUAGGACAUUAACCUCUAGUCAUGUGACAAUACAGAGCUUUAAAAAGUUUAUUCCUUUGUGCAUUGUUGUAGGAGGAAAGGCAUAUAAUAUGGAUAAUUUUGCAGCUGCUGAGUGUAGAAGAUGGAAUUUCUCAUUUACUUAAAUUAAAACAUGUUUAUAUAGCUGUAACAUGCUUUCAGGUAUUUUCAUGGAUAUAUUAAGAUAGGUGUUUUAUAGUAACUAGAAAUAACGAAGAAUACUAGGUGUGCUGCACCUUAGCUGGAAACACAGGAGCCACCAAGCUAUGGAGAGGACACCAGCACAACACCACCUGCUUGACAGGACUGAGGAGCAAGUGCCUCAGACUCCUUAUUUCCUGAUGAAGAUUUUGUUAUUCAUAUAUAUUGAUUUGUGUAAUUUUGAUAGUGUGGUUUAGAAUUAAAUGUUCAUUUUUUUAAGCUGCAUGUAGCGUGCACACAGUGGUACUGCAGGGUGUUCUGCACUUCACUUGUGUGUGAGCUUUCAAAUACAGUUCUGCUGUGGAAUGCUGGUUACAGUAUUUCUCUUUGAUGUUUUACACUUAUUUUAUGCAGCAGCAUUUUUAUCUACCUAAUAUGAUACUUGAGAUAACUACAGGGUGUUGGUGGCACAUUGGCUGAUGCAAUACUUGUAUAAUGUACCCAUCCUGCCACCUAGAAUUCUCCUCUAAACAUUCGCAGUCUGUGAACUUGUAACUAUUGUAAGGUGCAUUACCAGACAUCAUUUGCAUUGUGUAUGUUUAUGUUAUUAAUAGAAAAUGCAUUAUUUAAACUUUGAAGCAUUUCUAACAGUCAGUCAUGUCUUGAUGACAGAUAGGCAGUAUUAUUUAUGAGGGUGAAUAUAGAGAGGGUGCUGAAGGGUGUUGUUCAUGUUCCCAGAGGAAAAGUCACAGCUCCUUCCAGGGUCGAGAUCCAUUGUCAUGUUUCUAUCUGAAGGUGCUGGAGAGGCUGUUGUUUCCAUGAGCGCUGUCAUCCUGAGUGGCUUGGGACUGAGAGGGAUGCUGUUCCCUUGUUCAGGGACAUGGAAAUUGUGCUGAGUCAGAAGAUAUUAUUUAUUUACCAAAUGUUAGUUGUCAAGAGUUAUUUAUUGAAUCCAAUCUAUGCAUUACAUAUUUUGAAAUGUGUCUUUAUUAAUUAUGUUUAUAAAUUUUAUAUGAUCACAGGUAAUAUUUAAAAUUCAGGUAUGAGUAUGUGUGCCUGAAGUCGUGAUACGGCUGUAAGUAUUACUGUAAAUUAGAUAUCUUAUUUCCCAUUGUAAAUAUAAUAUACAAAGAACAUUAUCUGUAAUGAAUGAUGAAUUGAAAUAUUUAUCAUAAUGUUGUGGCCUUAACAACUUGCCGUGAUAAUGUAUAAACCACUCUAUGGCAACAAUAUUGGCCGCUGCCUUUGUUUUCUUGCAGGAAAGAAAAGUUUCAAAAUUGUAGCAUUCCAUGUAUGUUGUAUAUCUUGCCAGCAGCAAAAAAUUCCUGCCCUUCAUUAGUAUGGAUAUGUGACUUUGUAUAGGCUUAAGGUGUUGCACACAUUUCUUUGAUCAGUGCUGAAUGUGAGGAUCUUGGGAAUACAUUGACAGCCAAGAGAACAAAUAUUGUGACUCUGAAGGAUUAUAUCAGAAUCCUGGUAGUCUCAUGGACUGGUAAGUUUCUUGCAUGGCCUUGCCAGGACACACGUGAUGUGAUACUAAUAGCUUCUUUGGUGGCAUCCCAGGAGGGAUCUUCAUCACUUUGUACUUUCAUAUUGGAGGUCACAUCCCUUCCUUACUGAUCACAAGGCUUCACUCAUUUCCUGGUGUUUGAAGAAAUUUUACAUAGUACAUCUCAACAAAUCCACAAUUUUUUCUGUCUUCAGAUUCUAUUGUGUACCUCAGGGCUUCCAUGGAGUUGCAAAUCUUUUACCGUAGAAUUCAACUAGUGACAUUUUAGAUAUUCUCAAAAUUUAUUAAGGUCUUUUCCCAAAUCAUACUUUUGUAGAUGAUUCUAAGGGCAGUAAAAUAUGGAAAGUCAUGCAGAGCUGGAAAGGUGGUGUUUACCAUGAAUGUUUACCAAACUUUAUUUCACACAAGAUACUUGUGAGCAAUUUGUCAGUCUUGAUAUCGUAAAAUCUCACACCAGUUAGCAAAGGCUGAGGCUCAGUACUGUUCAAAAUCUCCAGACAUUUUCUAAUAAGCUGUACAUCUAUCAUCUACUCAAAAUAAAUAGUUGCAGGAUAUUUACAUUUGGUUUCUGUCACAUAAUGAGAGGAAGUAAGUUGUCACUCGUGGUCUUACAAAUUGAAAUAAGAAAUAAUUUUUAAGCUUCCUUGGUAUCAUAAAACCUUGCCUUAUGGUCAGUAAGUGAAAGUGAAGUAGUUUAAUUUGUGCAGUUCAUAGUCAUUCUAAGUCCCAAGAGUAUUGCUGUAAGUCCUUCACCAUCAUGGUUCCUUUUGUCUCCAUGUUCCACAAAGUUUUGUUGUCCCAUUGCAAGAUACCAAUUUUUGUACACAUUUUAGCCUAAUGAAUAGACUACACCUUUAACUCUCCAAAGUAUUCCAGUUUCAUCUCAUUUUCUUUAUAUCCAAAAUACAUUAACCAUUAUUCUGUUGCACUCAUGGUAUCAAUAAUUUAAUGUUAGGUCAAUGCUUUGUUUUUUCCUUGUACAGUCAUUACUUUUCUCUUUAUUCCUGUCUACAUCCAUGUCAUGUAAAUCUGUAUUCAUUAUUGUUCUUACAUCUCAGUGUCCAUCAUUCAGCCAUUUUUUUUUUUUUUUUUAUCUGUCAGAUUCUCAAAGGUUUAUAUCAUGUAUUUUCAUUAUGCCAGAAUACCAUACAAGCACCUUGUUGUAUUUAUUUAUGAAAAGAUUGCCUGUAAUAUUUAUAUAACACACACACACACACAUAUAUAUAUAUAUAUAUAUAUAUAUAUAUAUAUAUAUAUAUAUAUAUAUAUAUAUAUUAGAUCACCAAACAAGUCUGGACAGCAUAAUGUAAAGAAAAUUAAAAAUUGUACUGAGCUAAGGAGCUUUGUUUGACAUGUAUUUUAUUUAUUUAUCAUUAUUUUUUUAUUAUUCUUAUUUUCUUAAAUGUUCUUUCUUCACUUGAUGUUGCAGUAAAGGUGUCUUCAAGAAUCCCAUUAGAUAUGUUUGUGUCUAUUGUAAGCUGUACAGUUUACAAGUUACAUUUUGAGGAGGAGGAUUUUUGUCCAUUGUAUGUAAUAAUGGGAGUAAUAUCAAUGGUCUUUCAAGGCCAUCAAGAGUGUUUGUUUAUGAAGAUUUUAUAGUUUACAUCUAUUACAUUAGAGAUUAAAUGAAAGGCCUGUACAGUAAUAGUUUUACUGGAGUUGCAUGUUCAUUGAAACACAAAUUUCAUUCCAUCUGAAAAUGCAACAUGAUUAACAUAUGUUACCAUAUGUUACUUGUAUCAUAAUAGUAAGGAAGGGAAAUAUGGAGGAUGUGUUAAUGCACCUGAAGAAGGAAAUAUUGAUGUGUUGGGCAAGUACAGAUGGCAUGGAAGAGGUGAAAGUAGGGAAAAGGUAAGAAAAUGUUUUGUAUAUUAUAUGAGGAAAUAUUUUACAGAUUUGCAUUAUGGUAUAUAAUGGUAUCUUUUAAGGGGAAUAAUUAAAUGAAAAACUUUCCUCAGACUUAGGAAUCAGAAUGUGCAGGCCAGUGCCUGUCUAAGUGUGAGACUAAUUUGAUAUAAGGAAAACUAAUGCCUUUUAGAUUUUUAUAUUUCCUCAUUGGCUACCAAAGAAAAAAAAAAGGAAAAUGCUACACAUAAUUUUAAUUCCGUGAUGGAAUUCAUGGCACCACUAUUACUACAUGUAUAAGGCGUGUCACAGCCUACAGCAGUGAGCAGCUCAGUAUGUGGUGCAGUGCCAGGUGCAACUAUGACAUAUAUUAAAUUACUGGUAGUGUGAUGAGAUUUAUUCCUCCACUCCUUAGAAGACCAGACUUAGGUGUUAGUUAAUGCUUGUGAAUGUACGAGGAUGUGUGUAGACCCACUUAUCUCAGCUGACCUCCUUCAAAAGAUGUCAUUGUAAUAUAUGUCUGUAGACUAUUUAUGUAUUUAUAUGUGUUCUUAUUUAUAGAUUAAAAUUUUACUUGCUUUUUAAAGAAUUACAUAUGUAGAAAGAACUUACAAAUCAACUGGUUGGCAAAUAUCUCUUUACAUUAAAUGUAGAGAUAUUUGAUAACUUGCUGUGAUGCAGGUAUAGUGGACACUGACUUUUAUAUAACUGAGAUAAUCCAUAAACAUUUAAAUUAUGCAGAGAGAUAUUUGAAAACUUCCCAUUAUCAUCAAGCUUGAAAAUGUAUCCAAAGAAUUUAUAGGACUGAGCAUUGCUUUGAUUGAUCCAUGUGGCUAAAUGCAUUUUAUUCAACAUUCAAGUUACCAAUUUUAUAUAUAUUUGCUAUAAGAUUCAUGCAGCUCCUUUUGGUAAGCAGCAUCAGUCUCUUUCUUUUCUUUUUCAACCUCCUCAUCAUCCUCAUUGCCAUAUCAUCAUUAACUAAACACAAAAGGACCUUUAGUUGAAAGUCAGUUAGUGAAGAUCAUAUUUUCCAAUAGCAUGGACCACUGGCAAUGUAAUUUUGUGCCUUGAGUAUCAAUAUUCCUGAAGUCCCAAACAUAUCUGUUUAUAUAUAUGUAUCUAUCUCUCCAUCCACCCAUCUACUCAUGUCAUUUUAUCUCUAUAUCUGUCUAUCUAUCUAUCCAUUCAUCAGUCUGUAUGCAUCCAUCUGUAUAUCUGUGUAUAGUCCCAAGAGAAGAAUCUCUAUUCCUGGCCUUGAAUUCCUUCCUUGCAUGAUUUAAUCCACCUUUAUCCUCCUCUGAUCCCCUUCUAUCACUUACUGUAGCACUGUCCUUCCACUUCACACAUGUGGCUUCAAAGUGUUAAGGUCUUUGUGGGUUACUGAUUUUUUAUGACAUCAGUAAAGACAACUCAUACUCUUACUGUAUUCACCUAGAUCUUUAUUUAGUUUCAGAUGCAUGAGUUUUUAUUUGCAAUUUUCCAGCUGAUGUUGUAUGCCACAUUAGUUACCGACAUAGAGUAUAAGAUGAUUACAUACGUUUCCCACCAUUUAAACCAGAGAGUGGAUGAAACUUUUGAAGUACAUAGUAUGGAACACAAAUGUAGUGAAAAUUGAUAUAGUACUAUUAUGAUGCAUUUUUCAAGCUAUAAUAGAAAAAAAGAAGAAAUAAAAUCAUUUUAUAUAUUAUAGUGUUUGUUGUUCAGAGGAAAAUUUGUACUGCUUGAUAAACCUGAACUAAUGAUGUCAUGCAAACAAGUUUUUGUGAAACAGUGUAUGUAAAUGUGAAUUGAUUUGUUAUAUGCUGGCAGGUACACAACAUACUAUAUAUUUGAAAGCUAAAUGAAAUAUGUGAAUUGUUAUUUUCAUGAAUGUUUGCUUGUUGGAUUAUUUUCAGUCCUGUAUUUUCUUUUACUGUGGAAAUCAAGUUUACAUAGUCACUAACUCAAUCAUAAUUUCAUUAGAAAUUCUUCAUUAACCAUGAGGUUCAUUUCAUAACUUCAUAUUUCACCCCUCACUUGCCUCAUAUUGACUUGCAUUUCCCACCUUAGGUUUUAUGAUCAUGAACUGAUUGUGAAGAUUAACGUUGUCAGUAGAGAGUGUGGUAAUUUAAGUUUAUUUAUUUUUAUAACUUUGAUAACUAAGUUAAUGCAUAUUUCUAUACGAUAAUAUUCAAGAAAAUUUAUGGGACAGGCACAGGCAUAGCAUAAUGAAGGAUGCAGUGCACACAACUCAAGUUGUUGGACUAGAAGCUGCAACAAGGUACUUUAAUUUCAUUCUAAGUUUAUAGUGUUACUUCCUAAAACUGCAUCUUAGAGAAUGUAUAGCUAACCAUCACAUAUCUAAUAAUGAGUAUAAAGUACUACUUUGAAUAUAGUACCUACAUACCUAUUCUAUGUCUUGCAGUUGGCUUCUGUAAUAGACUGCAGGUAGAUGUAUGGAGAAGACUAACAGAGUCAGGAGGAAAGGUCCUUCCUGUGUCACAAUGUGUACAGUGUACUAUUAAGCUCUUGGCUAUAAAGGUACACUAUAACUAUAUGUAUCUUUGCUCUGUCCUCUUAGCCUAGAGUACCUGAGUAGUGAUAGGCAGGCUUGUAGAGUGUUAGAGUGUGUACCUAUAGUGUGGCAAAAAGACCAAAAUCCACCCAGCUUGUGGAUCACCUCAGAGGGCAUUGCUAACAUUUGGUUCACACAGGAACACCUGCAUUGCAUUGUUUACACCUAUAUGUAUGCUGCAAUGCUUUGUUACAUUAUACUGUUUUUUUAAGUAUUUUUGGAGACACUGGCCAGGUAUAGGCAGAAAGAAUGCCUCUGGGCUAGGAAUGAGGCUACCAUACAUACACUGUGUAGCCAGUUUUCAGUUAAUUGGAUGAUGUACAUUAAGAUAAUGACCAACAAUUGGUGCAAGUGAUGGUCAGACAGCCUCCCUACAGCCCUCCAUCACUCCUACCAGAGUGACACUUGUUCAUGUAUUACAUAUUCCCUAAUGUACAUAGGUAUGUGAUUAUAAUGUCUAUUUAUUAUAGUUAUGAACUUACUUCUGUAUGUGGAGGCAACUAAAAGAAAGCAUCAGGUGUGGCAUCUGUGUUGCUUGGUUACUGUGCUUCAUCUCAUGCUGAACAAACCUAACGAUUUGGCUUCAUAAGGAAUUCGCCUGUUUUGUAUUUGUAAUGCUACAUGUAUGAAUUACAUGAACCAUAAACAAGAAUGUGAUAACUCAAUGCACUCUACACUUGACAAGUCUUGAAAGUAACGCAUUUCCUAUGUAAAAAAGAUGAAUAGAAUUUUUAUAAAGGUGUUCUUAUUUAUGAGUGAUGUAUAUUACUAGAGGUGUAGUCUUUCUGAUGCAACAGAAAAUUGCUAGACUAAAAAGUCAUGUGCAGGAAGGAUACUCAUUGCAGGGUGAUUAAGAGCAGUAUCCUAUGUACUUUGGUUGAAGUCAUCUAAGAAUCUUGUAAUGGACGCACCUCAGCAUGUGUGGGAAGAAAUGUAAAACCGUAACGAAUAAAAGAAAGUUGUAGUAAAAAAAA